Molecule: messenger RNA, 2115 nt
Organism: Arachis stenosperma
Lineage: Eukaryota; Viridiplantae; Streptophyta; Magnoliopsida; Fabales; Fabaceae
Exons: 3
Coding region: 1-2115 (704 amino acids)
Source: RefSeq, a predicted model, not a curated record
AUGCGGCCCAUGAUAGCGGCGGUAGGAGACGAUAGCUCUGGGAAGGUUCUGCGACGCACAGCAGCUCGACGUCGGUGCAGAUAUGGCGAGGACAAGCUCCUCAACUUCCUCGCGUGCAACAGCGCUGAUGGAGGAUGCGACAAUGGCGAUGGUAAAAAGAAAUUAGAACAUUUUAUAAUGAAAAAGCAAAGUAAAAUUGAUGCAAUUUUUAAGAGAAAAGCUACUGAUAAUGUUGGAGUUCAAACAAGCCAACCCUCUAAUCCUAUUUCACAAGAAGGUCAAGUAAGUGAGCUCUCUAAUCUUACUCAAAAUACAUAUCAACAAGAAACUAAAGUACCAAGAUUAGAAAGAGAUGUUGAUAUCUCUUUACUAGAAAGGGAUCCAGGAAAGCGACGUCCAAUUUGGCAGUAUAAUGUCAAUGAACGUGAUAAGAUUCGUAGAGCAUACAUAAUAGCUGGGCCAUACCAACCAACAAAUAUUAGCUAUCCAGCUUCUGGUAACAACAAUCACCGUCGAUAUUUUCAAUCUUCUUGGUUUAAGAAAUUUCCAAGUUGGUUAGAAUAUUCACCAGAAAAAGAUGCUGCUUAUUGUUUGCCUUGCUACUUGUUUGGUAAACAUUAUGGUGCUCGCAAUGAUGGAAAAAAUGCAUUUUCAGAGUUAGGAUUUAGUAACUGGAAGAAAGUAAACAAUGGGGUAAAUUGUGCAUUUGUAUGUCAUGAGGGUUCUAUUGCUAAUUCUCCCCAUAAUUUAUGUGUGAAAUCUUGUGAUGAUUUGAUGGCUCAAUCUAAGCAUAUAGACAAAGUUCUUGAUAGGCAUAGUGAUGAAAUUAUUGCAAAUAACCGUUUAAGGUUGAAGACAUCUAUUAAUGCUAUUCGAUGGCUUGCAUUUCAAGCAUGUGCAUUUAGAGGCGAUGAUGAAAGUCCUGGAUCUUUGAAUAGGGGGAAUUUUAUUGAGUUAAUUAAGCUUUUAGCUUCCUGUAAUCAGAAUGUUCAUAAUGUUGUCCUUGAAAAUGCUCCUGGAAAUGCUCAAUAUAUAUCUCCCAGUGUUCAAAAAGAUAUAUUGCAUAUCUUUGCUAGAAAAGUGCGUGCAACAAUUCGAGAAGAAAUUGGUGAUUCUAAAUUUUGUAUAAUUAUUGAUGAAGCAAGAGAUGAGUCAAAGCGAGAACAAAUGUCUGUGGUUUUGAGAUUUGUAGACAAGCACGGUUGUGUUCAAGAAAGAUUUUUUGAUCUUAUACAUGUUUCUGAUACAUAUUCUUUGACAUUGAAAACAGAAAUUUCAUCAGUUCUUUCUCGUCAUAAUCUUGAUAUCCAAAAUCUUAGGGGACAAGGGUACGAUGGAGCUAGUAAUAUGCGUGGUGAAUGGAAUGGAUUGCAAGCUCUAUUUUUGAAAGAUUGCCCUUUUGCUUAUUACAUUCAUUGUCUUGCUCAUCGAUUACAAUUAGCACUUGUUUCUGCAGCCAAAGAAGUAGUGGACUUAAUCAAUUGGUACUUUGCAAAGAGCUGGAGUACUAGAUGGGGUCAUUUGAAUUCUGUACGUAGCUUGUUAUGCAUGUUUGAUGCUACUUGUGAAGUUCUUGAAAAAAGCACCGAAGAAGGUAAUUUCUCCACUCGUGGUGAUGCUAGUGCUGCUUAUGAUGCUAUCACAUCCUUUGAAUUUGUCUUUGUUUUGCAUUUGAUGAGAAAUAUUUUGGAAGUUAGUCAUGAUCUUUGUCAAGCUUUGCAACGAAAAAAUCAAGACAUAUUGAAUGCUUUAACUCUGGUUUCUACUACGAAGACUUUAAUCCAAAGAAUGAGAGAAUCAAGUUGGGAGGCUUUCAUUAAAGAAGUUAUAUUAUUUUGUGAGAAACAUGAAGUUGAAGUUCCUGAUAUGAAUGCAUUGCAUAUUCCUAGAAGAGGCCGGACUCGCAAAAUUGUUGAUCAAAUUUCAGUAGAGCAUCAUUACCGUGUUAAUUUAUUUCUGGUUGUAAUUGAUACACAAUUGCAAGAGCUUAAUGGAAGAUUCAAUGAUAAUAUGGUGGAAUUGCUUACUUUAAGUUCAACUUUAGAUCCCAGAGAUAAUUAUAAGUUCUUCAGUGUCAACAAAGUAUGUGAAUUAGUAGAACGGUUUAUCCAGUGA